Ipomoea triloba (trilobed morning glory) is the source of this 1697-nucleotide messenger RNA. Its product is annotated as dof zinc finger protein DOF5.6. Gene Ontology annotation, biological process: regulation of DNA-templated transcription. Gene Ontology annotation, molecular function: DNA-binding transcription factor activity; DNA binding. The coding region runs from base 147 to 1190 and encodes 347 amino acids. The transcript is spliced from 2 exons. The record is from RefSeq and is a predicted model, not a curated record. Lineage: Eukaryota; Viridiplantae; Streptophyta; Magnoliopsida; Solanales; Convolvulaceae.
UUCUCCCUCACUUCAUCACCACUCUGCUUCUCCCUCCCUUCCCAGUUACAUCAUAUAUCUCUCCCAACAUUCUACAUUGAGACCAAAGCAUUAUUUAUUGCCAAAAGUCUGCAUUAAUUGUGAAGGUGUAGUGUUCUCAUAACUGUAUGGGUCUCACAAGUUUGCAAGUCUGCAUGGAUUCAUCUGUUGACUGGUUGCAGGGCACAAUCCAUGAUGAGGGUGGAAUGGACUCAUCAUCUUCACCAUCUGGUGUGGACAUUCUGACAUGCUCAAGGCCAUUGAUAGAAAGAAGGCUAAGGCCACCCCAUGACCAAGCACUGAAAUGCCCAAGAUGUGAGUCCACACACACAAAGUUUUGCUACUACAACAACUACAGCCUUUCCCAGCCAAGGUACUUCUGCAAGACCUGCAGAAGGUACUGGACAAAAGGUGGAACCCUGAGGAACAUUCCAGUGGGGGGUGGGUGUAGGAAGAACAAGAAAGUCUCUUCUUCUUCUAAUAAUUCCUCCUCUUCUUCAUCAUCUGCCAACAAGAAAUCAUCAAAUGACCAUAACCAAUUCCCUCAUCCUCCUCCUCCUCUUUAUCAUCAUCACCAAAAUCUUGGCCAAUCAUCAUCCUCCACUUCUUCUCCUGGCUCUGCUGGCAUUAACCCCACAGAUCUCCACCUCUCAUUCCCUGCAGAAAUGCAAUUCUCACACCAUUUCACCAAUUUCCACUUGGCCCCCCACACUGGUUUCUUGGGGAUUGAGAGCCCCACCCCAAUAGAUUUCAUGGAAGGGAAAUAUGAUUCAGGGUUUGUGAUGGGUGGUGGCACUUGUACUACUCCUCCUCCUUCAAGAAACCAAGAUUUUCUUGGGAAUAACAAUGGAGAUUUUGGGAUUAUGGCUCAAACUACUUUCCCUACUUCUAUUAGCCCUCAAUUUGGAAUGCCCAUUGAUGGGAACUCUGUGGGGCCUACUCUAAUGCUCCCCUAUGAUCAUCAUCAUCAUGGGGAUCAUCAUCAAUUCAAUAAUGCAAUGCAUCAUAAUCAUCAAGAUGUGAAGCCAAAUCCCAAGCUCUUGUCCCUUGAAUGGCAUGAUCAAGGCUGCUCUGAUGCUGGGAAGGAUUCCUUUGGUUAUCUCAAUGGAGUUGGCUCUUGGACUGGCUUGAUGAAUGGCUAUGGCUCUUCUACAACAAACCCUUUAGUCUAAAGCUCUUGAUUACCUCAAUCAAUCUGCACCUCAUUGCUUUAGUAACAUAUAUAGCUUUCCUUAUUCAUCAUGCAUCACCAGGGCUUGAGAUUUAACUUCUUAUAAGUAUCAAUAUAUCCUAAUAGCUAGGGUAGGGUUAUAUGUCACGUUCGAGUAUCAAUGCUGAUUCGAGGCAUCAAAAUACAACUUACGAAAGCCUGUGCAGGAGGUUUUGAGGCAUUAUAAAGGUAGCAUUAUAUUAUAUUCGAGUAAUAUAAUGUUGUCAUGAGUAUGGACACUUUUGGUCCUAUGAACGACUGAUGGUCGAUUUGGAUAUAUUUUUCAGCUCGAUGGAAAGGUAUUAAUUUUGAGAGAAUUUUCCUUGAUUGUGUGAAGGGGUAGUAUUAUAUUCCCUGUUUUAGUUUAAUUCGCUUCAUUAACUAGGUGCGUGUGAAUGAGGUUUGUAAAAGUCCAUAUUUCACUUUUUGAGUGCUUUAAUUUAAUAUAUUACUUUAACAUUUCUAGUCC